UUUCGCGUUUCGUUGCACUCUCUCUUUCCGCCAACUUGCAAGUGGAAACCAUCUUGUAUCCAAGUCUCCCUGGCUCACCGCUGUUCUUUCGUGAAUAAGUCGGCCAGGAAACCUCAGCGAUGGCAUACCAGAAGGGUGCAGACUCGGGCAAGGCCCCCAUGGAGGAGACUCAGAUCCACCGCAUCAGGAUCACUCUCACCAGCCGCAACGUUAAGAGUCUGGAGAAAGUGUGUGCUGAUCUGAUCCGUGGUGCAAAGGAGAAGAACCUCCAGGUGAAGGGGCCUGUCCGCAUGCCCACCAAGGUCCUGCGCAUCACCACCCGUAAGACCCCCUGUGGUGAGGGCUCCAAGACCUGGGACCGCUACCAGAUGCGCAUCCACAAGCGCCUGAUCGAUCUGCACAGCCCCUCCGAGAUCGUCAAGCAGAUCACAUCCAUCAGCAUCGAGCCUGGUGUUGAGGUGGAGGUGACCAUCGCUGAUGCUUAGAGCAACACGGGAACCAGCAUCAACAUCUACAGCCAGUCUUGUCUAAUAAAACUGGUCUUGUAUGCUG
Branchiostoma belcheri (Belcher's lancelet) is the source of this 552-nucleotide messenger RNA. RefSeq names its product 40S ribosomal protein S20. The record is from RefSeq and is a predicted model, not a curated record. Gene Ontology annotation, cellular component: cytosolic small ribosomal subunit; ribosome. Gene Ontology annotation, molecular function: structural constituent of ribosome; RNA binding. NCBI's taxonomy places the organism in Eukaryota, Metazoa, Chordata, Leptocardii, Amphioxiformes, Branchiostomatidae. The transcript is spliced from 4 exons. Gene Ontology annotation, biological process: translation. Bases 120 to 485 code for a protein of 121 amino acids.